Molecule: messenger RNA, 2214 nt
Organism: Yarrowia lipolytica CLIB122
Lineage: Eukaryota; Fungi; Ascomycota; Dipodascomycetes; Dipodascales
Biological process (GO): protein phosphorylation; intracellular signal transduction
Cellular component (GO): cytoplasm
Molecular function (GO): ATP binding; protein serine/threonine kinase activity
Source: RefSeq, a predicted model, not a curated record
AUGGUAGAGUCCUCCGACUCACCACCCAAUAGUAAUGGGACACCCAGCUCGACGUCGGCCAACAGACACAUUCCAACAGACACAUCCAACACAAACGGCACGACCGCAAAACGACUCAGCGGUGUGAACGAUGACGUCCCUGUCGCUAUCCAACAGCUGGCAGUGACGCCCACAAACCAGCAGGGAGAAUGGUUCUUCAAGUCGCCGUCAUCUUACACCACCCCCAAGGCCAUGGGCACGGUUCUGUCGGGUCUCCAGGUCCAGAUCCCCACCGAGGACGGCCGAACGUCGAUUCUGACAACGCCACCGCCCGCAGGACGACAACGGUCCUCCACACUGUCCUCUGAUACUCCGGGUGGCCAGAGCAGCGCCACCAGCUUCAUCGACCUCACGCCGCUGCCAUCGCCUAACCUCUUUUCGGACCCCAAUGCCCCCGGCGUCUUCCGCUACUUCAACGGCAACUCGCCACCCAUGGCGUCCAUUUCGCGCAUGCCGUCGCUGCGAUACAAGAAGGAAACGUCUCCGGUCCCGCAGCUGGCUCCAUCGGCAGGAGAGCCGGAGCCCACAGGGCGCCGGGUCAUGUCCGAAUACCACUCUGGACCGUUCCCAUCGUCACCGUCAACCGUACACCCUGUGUCUGCGGGCCACCAUACCCGCCAUGUCAUCCCGUCACGGUUGCGCACAGAAGCAGACUCGAUCCAUGUAAUCAAGUCACCCAAAAGAUCGGCGCUCAGCGACGAGGAGAAAUCGCCCGAUUUGAGCACGCCGUCCACGGCUCGUCCGCAGUCGUCCGGAGCCGCCUCCCUGCCCCAGCAUGUUCCCCAGCGAGUCGUGUCUGUGGCCACGACAAACUCGGAACUCGACUACCACUCGCAGAUGCUCAAACGAGAGCAGCACCUGCGUCAGCGGCAACGGGAGCGAGAACAGGCCGAUGACGACGGACUCGCCGAGUACAGCAAGACUGCCCAUCCAUUGGGUUCGUCACUGGACUCGCAAUCGAGCGUGCGGUCUUCAACCACGACUGCCUCGUCGGCUCACACUUCCCCAGAGCUCACUGCUUCUCAGCCACCGUCGUCGUCCAUUUACGACGCCUACGAUAUUGACAUGAACAAGACGUCGUGGCGAGAAUUGAGGCCUCUGGGACGAGGAGCGUUCAGUCGGGUCGUUCUUGCCGUUCCACACACCCGGCAGAACUACGACGAGGCCCAUGCCCAACGAGACCAUAAUCUCGUGGCCAUCAAGAUUGUGGAAGUGGCUGCUGCCGGUGGAGCAUCUCGUGAGCGAAUCGAGUCUGGCCUACGCCGAGAACUCGACAUUCUCAAGCACGUGCAGCACCCGUCGCUCAUCAAGCUACUGGCGUUCAACAUUGAUGACAACCGUGCACUCAUGGUUCUGCAAUACUGCCGCGGCGGUGAUCUGUUCGAUCUGGCCUCCAGCCACAGAAACGAGCUCACGAGUCUUCUUGUUCGACGUAUCUUUGCUGAGGUAGUCAAUGCGGUCAUGUAUCUGCACUCGCAAAACAUUGUUCACCGUGACAUUAAGCUGGAAAACGUUCUUCUCAAUAUCCCCGUGGAGGAGAUGCUUACAUUGGAUCCCGUGACCUACCCAUACAGUCUAGUCACGUUGACGGACCUGGGUCUCGCUCGUCGCAUUGACCCCAGCGAGCCCACACUCACCACCCGCUGCGGCUCCGAGGACUACGUGCCUCCCGAGCUGCUCAUGGGUCAGCCCUACGACGGCCGCCAGACCGACUCGUGGGCUCUUGGUGUACUUUUGUACGCCAUCAUGGAGGGUCGGCUUCCGUUUGACGCGCCCCGAACGUCUGGGGGUGGCCGGUCUCGUGGCCGGACGGCCCACCGGAUUGCCCGGAUCGAGUGGUCCUGGGGCGUGUUCAAGGACGAGCCCGAUGGAACACCUAAUACGUCUCCCAACCCCACCGGUCUAGGCGUGCCCACUGGCCAGUGGGAUCGCGAGGCGUGGACCGGCGGCAAGGAGAUUGUAAAGGGCUGUCUACAGCGGCGCAACAAGCGGUGGUCAGCGUUUGAAAUUGGCCAGAGGCCGUGGGUCAAGGAGGUGCUGCCCAAGCGGCUCAUUAUGCGCGCUUCCAUUGACGGUAUGGCUGUGGAAACCAAGAUGGUCAGUGUUGAUACCCGGGACGUAGAGCGGGCGGCUUCGGAGCCUGCCCGAACCGAGCCUGCUACGAUCAAGGCGUAA